AUGUCGACCCCUUCGACUGUCACCGCCACUCACCCAUCGCGUCACACCCACUAUGCGUACCCGCACCAGCCAUAUCACAACCCGGCCAAUUCCUACGUUUAUCCUACGAACACCACUGAAACCUCCUCCCAGCCUAAUAGUGAAACUCUCCCUCUCCUUGCGCCGCCAAAACCCAUCUCCACCUCCUCCAUAAACCAUUACCAGGCCAACAUGGCGCCCCACCAGACGCUGCCGUCAUCUUCUGCUAUACUACCUACUGCCCAAAGCCGGAGGAGAAAACCAGACUGGGCCGAAUUCUACAAGAAUGGGGUGCCGAAAGAAAUAAUAGUCAUCGACGACGAUGACGACGAUGUCCAUCCAGACAACGUGAACAGUCAGGAAAACAAUCCUACCUCCACACGCCAAAAUUUUCCACUCUCACAUACCGCUGCGCGGUCUGGCAUCGCGUCCGGCAUCAACGACAUCAACGGCACCUCCCACGCCGCCCCUGCAACCAAACGAAGACGGACCGGCAUGGAAACCGCAAUUGAUAUGUCAUACUAUGACCGGCCCACGUUCUCCAUUCACCCACAGCAAUACGGCGAAGAUUCGUCAGGCACCUCCGUCUCUACGGAUCGAACGGCCUCGCUGCACACGACUGCCCCAACAUCAAUGGGCUCCCACGGUAGUGACCCGUCAACCAAUAUUUAUUUAGAAGACACUGCUGCCAUUGGCCAGAAGCGGAAGCGGGUGGUGACUCGUAAAUCUGCUCGUGAUGAACAGAAACGGAGGGAGUUGGAGGUUUCUGGAGAUGCAUUUAUCAGUUAUAUACCCCCUCCAAAACCUCCCAUAAAGGCUAAAGAGGUGCCUGUGCCAGUAAUCCGAGAUUACCAUUCUAAAAACCAGAAGGUGGACGAUGAUGAUGGACACUACAUUGUCACCCCAAACACUGAUUUGACAGAGAGAUAUUCCAUUAUCAAACUACUCGGUCAAGGGACCUUCGGAAAGGUGGUGGAGGCAUAUGACAGACAAAAGAAGAUACGCUGUGCCGUCAAGAUUAUCCGGGCAGUGCAGAAAUAUAGAGAGGCCUCUCGGAUCGAACUGCGGGUGCUCUCCACGCUGGCCUGUAACGAUAGAGCUAAUCGCAACAAAUGCAUCCAUCUCCGGGAUUGCUUUGACUUUCGAAAUCAUAUCUGCAUCGUGACAGAUCUCCUUGGUUCGAGUGUCUUCGAUUUCCUCAAGGGUAACGGAUUCGUGCCAUUUCCAAGUAGUCAUAUUCAGAGCUUUGCUCGACAGCUCUUUACCAGCGUUGCCUUCCUCCACGAUCUCAACCUGGUCCACACAGAUCUAAAGCCCGAAAAUAUCCUCCUAGUCAGCAAUGCCUACCAAACCUUCACAUACAACAGACCUGUCCCAUCAGCUUCUCAUACCUCCUGUCGAAACGCCCGACAACGGCGUGUUCUCCUGGACAGCGAAAUCCGGCUAAUCGACUUCGGAUCCGCAACUUUUAACGACGAGUACCACUCGUCCAUCGUCUCGACGCGUCAUUACCGGGCACCGGAAAUCAUCCUGAACCUAGGCUGGAGUUUUCCCUGUGAUAUCUGGAGCAUCGGCUGUAUCCUUGUGGAAUUUUACACAGGUGACGCCCUCUUCCAAACUCAUGAUAACCUCGAACAUCUGGCCAUGAUGGAGAGUGUCUGUGGGGGGAAGCUCGAUGCGAAACUCGUCAAACAGGUUAUGCAGGGUCGUGGUGGGAGUGUCAAUGCAGCAUCUAAAUACUUCAACCGGAACAGACUGGACUACCCCAAUGUCGAAACGUCGAAAGCAUCAAGGAAAUACGUCCGUGCCAUGAAACAGCUCCAUGAAUUCAUUCCAGCGACGACUCCUUUCAACAAACACUUCCUCGACCUCCUCCGCCGCAUCUUCGUCUAUGAUCCCAAAUCGCGCAUCACGGCAAAACAAGCGCUCAAACACCCCUGGUUCAAGGAAUCGAUCAUCGAUGACGGUACCGAGGCGCUGAGGAUCGGGCAGCAGAUCCGUAAAGACCUUGCCGCAACAACAGUGUCGGCUUCGAAAUAGACGAUGUUGUCUACCUAAUUGUCUUCCUCUCUCCCAACUCUUAUUUCUCUUUUUUUACUCUUUUUUUAUAGGGACCAGGGUAUAUUAGUGAAUGAUUUGGUAUUUUUUAUCUAUGUGUGGAUUUCACAUAGUAUUCCAUAUGAGUGUUCAUGAAGUGAUGAAUGUUUUUCUUUGCCUGCUUAUCCACCCGCCCGUCUUAUGUUUUGUGCUCUGCCGUGCCUAAUAUGGGUGUUUUAAACCCACAACACACAACACACAACACACAACACUUCACGCCUCUGCCCAACAUUAUUAACAUGUUGGAACAUCAAAUACAGCAAGGACAUAGAACAGAUGAGAUGAGCAACAGAAUGGCGGGCAUUCUUGGAAGGGUAUUAAUUAGUUAUUGCUCCUUUUCGACUUGGCUAGGUUGGUUUAGUAUGAGGAUUUAUCCUAUUUCUCUUUAAAGGGGCAACCGGCUGGUGGUUGGAGGGUGAUGCGUAAUGGAAGUCCGGAGGAUGGACCGGAUGUUUGUUUAUUACUACGUGAAGUCCCUUUCAUGGGGAAUCAGCUAUAUAUAACAUAUGUCGUUUCUUGUACCUAGACUUAUGUUUUGUUUUUCCAAUUUCUGCAACUGUUAUAUAUAUAUAUAUAU
Histoplasma capsulatum G186AR is the source of this 2692-nucleotide messenger RNA. RefSeq names its product protein kinase. Gene Ontology annotation, cellular component: nucleus. Lineage: Eukaryota; Fungi; Ascomycota; Eurotiomycetes; Onygenales; Ajellomycetaceae. The record is from RefSeq and is a predicted model, not a curated record. Gene Ontology annotation, biological process: protein phosphorylation. Gene Ontology annotation, molecular function: ATP binding; protein kinase activity. The transcript is spliced from 5 exons. The coding region runs from base 1 to 2058 and encodes 685 amino acids.